CAACACAUCUCUGACGAUAGACUACAAAUAAAACUACAUUAAAAUUUCUCAUCGUUAAUUAUUUUCUUAUCUUCUUAUCUCCUCCUCUAGGCAAUACAACAAUACAACAACACACCAAAAUAGCAAUAACAAAAUGAAAAUGGAGCUGGUAUUCAUUCCUUCUCCGGCAACCGGUCAUCUAAUGGCUACCGUGGAGAUGGCGGAGCGACUACUCGAUGAAAACAACCGCCUCUCCAUCACCGUAAUCAUCAUAUCUUUCGACUCCAAAACCACCUCUACGAUCGCCUCUCUCACCGCCGCAUCCAAUACCCGUCUCCGCUACGAAGUAAUCUCCGGCGAAAACCAACCCACCGAGCUAAAGGCGACCGAUUGCCACGUCCAAAAACUGAAGCCACUAGUCAAAGACGCGGUUGCAAAACUCCUUGAACCGACUCGACCUGACUCUGACACGCCUCGUCUCGCUGGAUUUGUGGUCGACAUGUACUGCACGUGCAUGAUAGACGUAGCCAACGAACUAGGGGUUCCUAGUUACUUGUUUUACACAUCCAACGCUGGGUUUCUCGGACUUUUGCUUCACAUGCAGUUCAUGUACGACUCCCCCGAGGAGAAUAAGUACGACACGAGCGAGUUCGAAGACUCGGACGCUGAGUUGGUGGUUCCGAUUUUGACUCGUCCGUAUCCGUUGAAAUGUCUUCCUUACAUAUUCAAAUCAAAAGAGUGGUUCUCAUUCUUCCGAACUCAAGCGAGAAGAUUCAGAGAGACUAAGGGUAUUUUAGUAAAUACCCUCGCUGAGCUUGAGCCUCAUGCGUUGAAGUUUCUCUCCAACGGUGAUGGUGACACUCCUCCCGCCUACUCAGUGGGGCCAGUCCUUACCACUUGUGCUACCUCAUCCCGUCCAGUGGGGCCAGUGUUGCACCUCAGAAACGACACGGACGUAAAAGAAGCGGAGAUUUUGGAAUGGCUUGAUGAGCAACCGGCUGGUUCGGUAGUGUUCCUCUGCUUCGGGAGCAUGGGAGGCUUCGGCGAGGAACAAGCGAGAGAAAUCGCCACCGCGCUGGAGAGAACCGGCCACCGGUUUAUCUGGUCUCUCCGACGUGCAUCUCCAAACGUAAUGAAGGAACCUCCUCGUGAAUUCUCCAACUUGGAGGAGAUUCUCCCGGAAGGGUUUAUUGAUCGAACGGAGGCGAGAGGGAAGGUGAUUGGCUGGGCGCCACAAGCGGCCGUGCUGGAGAAGCCGGCCAUCGGAGGUUUCAUCUCUCACGGCGGGUGGAACUCGACGCUGGAGAGUCUGUGGUUCGGAGUUCCCACGGCCAUCUGGCCGCUUUACGCGGAACAGAAGUUCAACGCCUUCGAGAUGGUGGAGGAGCUUGGAUUGUCGGUGGAGAUUAGGAAGUACUGGCGAGGAGAUCUGUUGUUGGGGAGGACGGAGAUGGAACUCGUGGAGGCCGAGGAAAUCGAGAGAGGGAUAAGGGUUCUGAUGGAGCAGGGUAGUGACGUUAGGAAGAGAGUGAAGGAGACCAGCGAGAAAUGCCAUGUCGCCUUGAUGGAGGGUGGAUCAUCACGCAUUGCUUUACAAAAGUUUGUUCAAGACGUGAUGGAUAAUAUCGCUUAACUGGAAUAACAUGACAUGUAUUUUCAAGUUGGUGUGUU
This is a messenger RNA of Raphanus sativus (radish), 1650 nucleotides long. Its product is annotated as UDP-glycosyltransferase 71B6. The transcript has 2 exons. The record is from RefSeq and is a predicted model, not a curated record. NCBI's taxonomy places the organism in Eukaryota, Viridiplantae, Streptophyta, Magnoliopsida, Brassicales, Brassicaceae. Gene Ontology annotation, molecular function: UDP-glycosyltransferase activity. The coding region runs from base 134 to 1612 and encodes 492 amino acids.